This is a messenger RNA of Penicillium cataractarum, 489 nucleotides long. RefSeq names its product Tvp18 family protein. The transcript is spliced from 4 exons. The coding region runs from base 1 to 489 and encodes 162 amino acids. Gene Ontology annotation, biological process: vesicle-mediated transport. Gene Ontology annotation, cellular component: Golgi membrane. The record is from RefSeq and is a predicted model, not a curated record. Lineage: Eukaryota; Fungi; Ascomycota; Eurotiomycetes; Eurotiales; Aspergillaceae.
AUGACUCUUGCUGAGGAGUUUCGAUCCAGAAAUUUCAUGCCUUCCGAGCUUCGAGCAGCGCUGCAGUGGAGAGGCAAUGGCGAGAUGUCGGAUGGGACCGGUGUGCUGUGCAUGGUUCUGUGCUUUGCCCUCGGCAUUGCAAACAUCUUUUCCCCCGUCCUCCGCAUCAUCUUCUCCGUUAUUUGCCUUGCUUGCUCAUUCAUCAUCCUCUUCAUUGAGGUACCCUUCCUACUCCGCAUUUGCCCUACGUCCGCCAAGUUCGAUGCCUUCAUUCGCCGCUUCACCACUAACUGGAUGCGCGCCGCCAUGUAUGCUGUGAUGUGCGGUAUCCAGUGGGCCAGUCUCUGCACCGGUGCCUCGAGUCUGAUUGCUGCGGCUGUCGUGCUCAGCAUAGCUGCUAUCUUCUACGCGCUGGCCGGUCUGAAGAGCCAGGAGUUUGUCGGCAGCAAGACCCUCGGCGGUCAGGGUGUUGCGCAGAUGAUCGUUUAA